UCGCAUUGUGGAGGAAAGCACGGAAGGGCAGGAACUUGGGAGCUGGGAGACGUCUCGGCUGUGUUUACCAGGCCCGCGGCGCUCUCCCGGGGCCCAUCCCCCAGCUCCGAAACGCUUCCUGGAAAUGUCCUCGUUAUCACUUCCCCUCUCGGGCUGGGGGCUGGGAGCGGGCGGUCCCCUCCGCCCCCGGCUGUUCCGCCCGGGCUCGCUGGCUCGCAGGCGCCGCCGCGCAGCGCUGCUCAGACCCAGGCGCACGGGCCGGCAGCUCCGCGGGCCGCGCGCUCGGGCCCCGCCGUGACGCGCCGCCGUCCCCGCCCGCGCCUCCGCGCGCUUCGAAAUGAGGGUCCUGGGUGGGCGCUGCGGGGCGCUGCUAGCGUGCCUCCUCCUAGCGCUUCCCGUCUCAGCGGCAAACUUUUUGUCAAAGCAACAGGCUUCACAAGUCCUGAUUAGGAAGCGUCGUGCAAAUUCUAUGCUUGAAGAAACCAAACAGGGUAAUCUUGAAAGAGAAUGCAUUGAAGAACUGUGCAAUAAAGAAGAAGCCAGGGAGGUCUUUGAAAACGACCCUGAAACGGAUUAUUUUUAUCCAAAAUACUUAGUUUGUCUUCGCUCUUUUCAAAGUAGUGCAUUCACUGCCGCACGUCAGUCAACUAACGCUUAUCCUGACCUAAGAAGCUGUGUCAAUGCCAUUCCCGACCAGUGUAGUCCUCUGCCGUGCAAUGAAGAUGGAUAUAUGAGCUGCAGAGAUGGAAAAGCCACUUUUACUUGCAUUUGUAAACCAGGCUGGCAAGGAGAAAAGUGUGAAUUUGAUAUAAAUGAAUGCAAAGAUCCCUCAAAUCUAAAUGGAGGUUGCAGCCAAAUUUGUGAUAAUACACCUGGAAGUUAUCACUGUUCCUGUAAAAGUGGUUUUGUUAUGCUUUCAAAUAAAAAAGACUGUAGAGAUGUGGAUGAAUGCUUUUUGAAGCCAAGCAUCUGUGGCAUAGCUGUGUGCAAGAAUAUCCCAGGAGACUAUGAAUGUGAAUGCCCCGAAGGCUACAGAUACAGCCUCAAAUCAAAGUCUUGUGAAGGUAGAAUGAUAGUGGUAUCAUUACUGAUGGUGGGGAGAGUGGGUUUGAACCCUGAAUUCAUAUUUAAAAGCAUUGGUUUUCACACUGAAAGUUAUUCUAAGUUUAAUAACUUACAUAAACACGUAAGCAACUGUGCUCCUUCCGAUCUCUGUCCAUUGUUUAGAUUUACAGCAGAAUUUGAUUUCCGGACAUAUGAUUCGGAAGGCGUGGUACUGUACGCAGAAUCUAUUGAUCACUCAGCCUGGAUCCUGAUUGCGGUUCGUGAUGGAAAGUUUGAAGUUCAGCUUAAGAACGAACAGACAUCCAAAAUCACAACUGGAGGUGGCAUUAUUAAUAACGGUGUGUGGCAUACGGUGUCUGUGGAAGAAUUAGAACAUAGUGUUAGCCUUAAAAUAGCUAAAGAAGCUGUGAUGAAUAUAAAUAAACUUGGACCCCUUUUUAAGCCUGAACAUGGAUUUCUGGAAACCAAAGUAUACUUUGCAGGAUUCCCUCGGAAGGUGGAAAGUCAAUUCAUUAAACCGAUUAACCCUCGUCUAGAUGGAUGUAUACGAGGCUGGAAUUUGAUGAAGCAAGGAGCUUCAGGAGUAAGGGAAAUUAUUCAAGAAAAACAAAAUAAGCAUUGCCUGGUUACUGUGGAGAAGGGGUCCUACUAUCCUGGUUCUGGAAUUGCUAAAUUUAUCAUAGAUUAUAAUAAUGCCUCCAAUGCUGAGGGUUGGUAUGUAAAUGUGUCUUUGAAUAUCCGUCCGUCCACGGGCACCGGUGUCAUGCUUGCCUUGGUUUCUCGUAACAACACCGUGCCCUUUGCUGUGUCCUUGGUGGACUCCACCUCUGAAAAAUUACAGGAUAUUCUGUUGUCUGUUGAAAAGACUGUUGUGUGUCGGAUACAGGCCCUAAGUCUAUGUUCCGAUCAACAAUCUCAUCUGGAAUUUAAAGUCAACAGACACAAUCUGGAGGUGUUAACACCGCUUAAAAUGGAAACCAUCUCCCAUGAAGACCUUCAGAAACAACUUGCCAUCUUGGACAAAGCAAUGCAAGGAGAUGUGGUCACUUACCUGGGUGGCCUUCCAGAUGUUCCAUUCAGUGCCACACCAGUGAAUGCCUUUUAUAAUGGCUGCAUGGAGGUGAAUAUUAAUGGUGUUCUGUUGGAUCUGGAUGAAGCCAUUUCUAAACAUAAUGACAUUAGAGCUCACUCAUGUCCAUCAGUUUGGAAAAAGACAAAGAGUUCUUAAGGCAUCUUUUCUCUUCUGAUAAUACCUUUUUCUUGUGUGUAAUUAUAUGUAUGUUUCAAUAACAGCUGAAGGGUUUUAUCUACAAUGUGCAGUUUUUGAUUAUUUUGUGGUUCUUUCGUGGGAUUUUUGAAAGGUCCUUUGUCAAGGAAAAAGAUUCUGUUGUGAUAUAAAUCACAGUAAAAAAAAAAAAUUCUUACUUCUCUUACUGUCUAGAAAUAGUGAAACAACAAUUUUAAAUUUGAAUUUUUUCCUACAAAUGACAGUUUCAAUUUUUGUUUGUAAAACUAAAUUUUAAUUUUAUCAUCAUGAACUAGUGUUUAAAUAUCUAUUUUCUUCAGAAGGCAAAGAAGUAAACUCAAACAAAAGUGCAUGUAAUUAAAUAUUAUUGACGAUAGGUAGAUGCUAUUUGGGUUUUUUUUUUAUGAGGAAGUCAGGAAGAGAUGGUGGCCUAUUAAAUAUGAAUUGAGUGGAGGGUCUUAAUGCCUUAUUUCAAAACAGUUUCUCAGAGGACUAGCUUUGGCUUCAUCUUUCUCUUGGGUGGCUUCACAUUUAAACCAGUAUCUUUAUUGAAUCAGAAAACAAGUGGGACAACUUUUCCUGAGAGCAGCACAGGAAUCUUGCUUCCUGGGAAUUGCAGUCUGUUGGGAUGAGACAUCAGAUUAUGUUGGAUAGGUGUGGAAAUCCGAAAUGGGUACAUUUCUUAAAUUUGGCUGUGUGGGUCACAGAAGAGCUACAUUAGAAAAGACAGAAUUUAGGGACGGAAAGGAGAAUGAGCAUAAUUGGGAGUUUAUAGUUUUCCUUGAAUCUAACUUUUAAUUGCCAAAGUUGCCAAAAUGUGAUUGUUGAAGUACAAAAGGAAGUAUGAAACCAGAAUAAAUUUUAACAAAGGAAUAAACCACAGAGGGAUAUAGUGAAUAUUGUGUCUUUGUAAUCAAAGAAGUAAGGAGGUAAGCUUGCCACCUGCCUGCUCAUACUGUGAUGCAUUUCAAGUGGUAGUUUUAUCACAUUCAAAUCUGCUAUUCACAGCUGGGUGUAUAUCAGAUGUUUCACUGACAGUUUUCAAAGAUAAAUUCUUUUCACUAUAUUUUAUAUCACUUAUAAUAAAUUGGUAUAUAAUUUAAAAA
Molecule: messenger RNA, 3417 nt
Organism: Sapajus apella (tufted capuchin)
Lineage: Eukaryota; Metazoa; Chordata; Mammalia; Primates; Cebidae
Gene: PROS1
Product: protein S
Exons: 14
Coding region: 338-2293 (651 amino acids)
Cellular component (GO): extracellular region
Molecular function (GO): calcium ion binding
Source: RefSeq, a predicted model, not a curated record